Phyllopteryx taeniolatus (common seadragon) is the source of this 6888-nucleotide messenger RNA. It is a transcript of the gene sbno1, whose product is annotated as strawberry notch homolog 1 (Drosophila). The coding region runs from base 470 to 4690 and encodes 1406 amino acids. Gene Ontology annotation, molecular function: histone binding; chromatin DNA binding. Gene Ontology annotation, biological process: regulation of DNA-templated transcription. The transcript is spliced from 33 exons. Gene Ontology annotation, cellular component: nucleus. The record is from RefSeq and is a predicted model, not a curated record. NCBI's taxonomy places the organism in Eukaryota, Metazoa, Chordata, Actinopteri, Syngnathiformes, Syngnathidae.
ACCUCCAAGACGACAGGUGGCGCCGUGUUUCUAAGCGUCCUCAACGCUUACCAGAAGAAGAGGAAUGAAGACUCGCCCCGGGGUCACGUGACGCCUCGCUACCGCGUUUGACCGAUGCCAUGUUUGCCGUUUGCGUCAAAAGCAUCAAAGAGGGCCGCGCUUUUCCUUUGUGCCGAUGCGCUGUCGUGGCGGCGCGGCGGUGGCUCCGACGGCCGCAGUGGCGCUGCUGGUGGAGGGCCCGCGGCCGGCAGACGAAGUUCUCGACGACUGGAGGAGCGGCACUAGGGGCGGCUGAGCGAGGCCUUGUGCAAGUCACGUGACCAGCAUGCGGCGGAGAGCUUGAUUGGGGGAAACAAAAAAAAAAAAAAAAAAAAAGAAGAUGGCGUGAGCCAGCACAGGACAACAAGCGAACGAGCGCUGCACGGCGCCCUCAUUGCGGACCCACAGCGUCCCGUCUACCGCCCCUCAAAUGGAUCCCGGACAGGAUUUACUUCUCACUGCUCUCAGCGAGAGCGGCAUUUGCCCAAACGACAUCGGACUGUUUGAUGUCGAUUCUCAGGAUGUCGCACAUCCCUCCACAACUCAGCAAUCUAUCUCAAUCAGCGCCCUGGACGUCGGCUUGGGAACAGAGUCCGGGGAACUUGUCCGAACCGAGUCGCCAUCUCCAGGCCCCGUUGUGACUAUCAGGCAGCACAAACCUCAGCCAUCGACCACCACGUUUGUCUUAAAUCAGCUCAAUCAGCUACCGUCGCUCGGAGCGGCCGUGACCAAGCCGUCAGCCGGCAACCCCGUCAAACACACCAUCACUGUCACUAAGGUGGUCCACGUCGCCAAUUCCGCCCUGCGGGGCUCAUCCACGCCCACCUCCACGAGCAACCCCCCCUCAGUGUCCACAGCUGUGCCUUCAAACCACGACCAGAUCCAGUUGAAAGACCUCCUCAGGGCAGGCAACGUAAAGAGUUCGGGCCUGAAGGGCAACAGUCUGGUGGAGCUCAUGAAGCUUAAGCCACCGUCGGACAUCGCCACGCCCGUAGCCACCGCCACGGGGCCCAGUGAGAUGAACAAUGGCGUCAAGAAGGAAAACACUGCGGCGAAGGAAAAUGUCGUUAGAACCUGGAAUAACGACGAGCUCAAAAUGCAUGCUUUUUCACAUUCCCUGAACGCACCUGGGAUGAGGGAGGAGGAUGAGCCUGAGGAGGAGGAGGAGGAGGAGUUGGGUCAUGCGGAGACUUAUGCAGAGUACAUGCCAAUGAAGUUGAAAGUUGGCCUGCGGCAUCCCGACCCAGUCGUGGAGACCAGCUCCCUGUCCAGCGUGAGCCCGCCGGACGUGUGGUACCGCCUGUCUAUCCCGGAGGAGGUGAUCGAUCGCGGCUGCCUGUCGGCUCUACAGCUGGAAGCCAUUACGUACGCCGCCCAGCAACACGAGACGUUCCUGCCGAGUGGCGACCGAGCGGCCUACUUGAUCGGCGACGGCGCCGGUGUGGGCAAAGGCCGCACCAUCGCCGGGAUCAUCUAUGAGAACUACCUCCUGGGCAGGAAGCGAUCACUUUGGUUUAGUGUUUCCAAUGACUUGAAGUAUGACGCAGAGCGAGAUUUGAGGGACAUCGGAGCCAAGAACAUUCAGGUCCAUUCCCUGAACAAGUUCAAGUAUGGCAAGAUCUCCUCCAAGCACAACGGCAGCGUAAAGAAAGGUGUCAUCUUCGCCACCUACUCUUCGCUGAUCGGAGAGAGCCAGUCGGGCGGCAAGUACAAGACCAGGUUUGAGCAGCUGCUCCACUGGUGCGGCGAGGACUUUGAUGGCGUCAUUGUCUAUGAUGAGUGUCACAAGGCUAAAAAUGUGUGUCCCAUUGGAUCAUCCAAACCCACAAAAACCGGACUGGCUGUGUUGGAGCUUCAGAACAAACUCCCCAAGGCUCGUGUGGUGUACGCCAGUGCUACAGGUGCUUCGGAACCAAGAAACAUGGCAUAUAUGAACCGCCUGGGCAUCUGGGGUCAUAAAACGCCCUUUAAGGAGUUUGGGAACUUCAUUCAAGCGGUUGAGCGCAGGGGCGUGGGUGCCAUGGAGAUCGUCGCCAUGGAUAUGAAGCUGAGGGGAAUGUACAUCGCGCGGCAGCUGAGUUUCACAGGUGUGACGUUCAAGAUCGAGGAGGUCCCCCUGACUCAGCAAUACAUUCACAUGUACAACAAGUCCGUCAGGCUGUGGGUGAGCGCCCGUGAGAAGUUCCAGCAGGCGGCCAACCUGAUGGACGCUGAGCAGCGCAUGAAGAAGUCCAUGUGGGGCCAGUUCUGGUCAGCCCACCAGAGGUUCUUCAAGUACCUCUGCAUCGCCUCCAAGGUCCGCAGGGUGGUCCAGCUGGCUAGGGAGGAGGUCCAGAACGGAAAAUGCAUUGUGAUCGGUCUGCAGUCCACCGGAGAAGCUAGAACUCUGGAGGCCCUGGAAGAAGGAGGUGGAGAGCUUAAUGACUUUGUAUCAACCGCAAAAGGUGUGCUGCAGUCUCUGGUGGAGAAGCAUUUUCCAGCUCCUGACAGACAAAAACUGUACACCCUGCUGGGCAUCGACCUCUCGGCCAAGAAGACCCCUUUGCCCAGUGACUCUGCAUCCCAGCAAAAGGGAACGAAAAGAAAAGCACUGGAUAUCCAGACGAAACAGAAGAAGAAGCCUCGCAAGCACGGGGGACUGUCAGGCACCAGCUCUGACGAGAGCCAGUCGGAGGAGUCUGACAAAGACUCGGCCAGGGACGGGGACAGCGACGACAGCUUCAAGUCGGUCAGCUCGGCAGACGAGGACGACGACUUCAACCCGUUCAGAGAUGAGUCUGAUGAAGAAGGCGAAGAUGAUCCCUGGCUCGUCCGAAAAGAGCCCAAGAAGAGCAAAGAGAAAAAGAAGAAGAAAAAGUCUAGGAAGAGCAUUGACCCCGAUUCCAUUCAAAGUGCCUUGUUGGCGUCGGGCGUGGGCUCCACCAGACCAGCUUUCACCGCACCUGUCGCCCCUACGCCCAUGCCUACUGCAGUCAAAGCAGAGCCCGAAGACAGCUGCCUGACGAGUCAGGACGCCGUGGAACAUGCUCAGAAGAUGAAGAGGGACCUCCUGGAGAAACUGGAGGAGCUGGCUGAGGAGCUGCCGCCCAACACGCUGGACGAACUCAUCGACGAUCUGGGAGGACCUGAAAAUGUUGCUGAGAUGACUGGUCGCAAAGGCCGCGUGGUCAGCAACGACGACGGCACCAUAACGUACGAGUCUCGCUCGGAGCUGGACGUACCCGUAGAAAUCCUCAACCUGACAGAGAAGCAGCGCUUCAUGGAUGGGGAGAAGCACAUAGCCAUCAUCUCCGAGGCGGCCAGCUCAGGCAUUUCGCUGCAGGCCGACCGCCGGGUCAAGAACCAGCGCCGUAGAGUCCACAUGACGCUGGAGCUGCCGUGGAGCGCCGACCGAGCCAUCCAGCAGUUCGGAAGAACUCACAGGUCCAACCAGGUCACGGCUCCUGAGUAUGUCUUCCUUAUCUCCGAGCUGGCCGGCGAGCAGAGAUUUGCCUCGAUCGUGGCCAAAAGAUUAGAAAGUCUUGGGGCGCUCACGCACGGAGACAGAAGAGCAACAGAAACUCGAGAUCUCAGCAGGUUCAACUUUGACAACAAAUACGGCCGAAAUGCUCUUGAAAUCGUGAUGAAGUCGAUAGUGAAGCUCGACACGCCGCUUGUGUCCCCGCCCUCGGACUUUAAAGGAGAUUUCUUCAAAGAUGUUCAGAGAGGCUUGAUAGGUGUUGGCCUCAUUAAUCUGGAGGACCGAUACAACGCACUGUCGCUAGACAAAGACUAUAACAAUAUUGGGAAGUUCCUGAACCGAAUCCUUGGCAUGGAGGUCCACCAGCAGAAUGCCUUGUUUCAAUACUUCUCUGACACGCUGGCGGCCGUCAUCCAGGAAGCCAAGCGGAGCGGCAGAUUCGACAUGGGCAUUCUCGAUCUCGGCUCUGGUGAUGAGAAGGUGAAGAAGAUGGACUGCAAGAAGUUCCUGACGCCGGGCUACACGGCAUCCGGCCACGUUGAGCUCUUCACGGUAAGCGUGGAGCGAGGGAUGUCCUGGGAGGAUGCGACGCACGCCUGGGCUGAGCAGAACGGACCAGAUGAUGGAUUCUAUGUGCAGUCACGGAACAACAAGAAGACGGCUAUCCUGGUGAAGGAGGUGAAUGCAAAGAAAAGACUCUUUCUGGUCUACCGGCCCAACACGGGCAGGCAGCUAAAGCUGGAGACGUACGCCGAAAUCAAGAAGAAGUUUAAGAAGGUCCUGUCAGAAGAUGCCAAGCAGCACUGGAACGAGCAGCACACAUCGUCGGCGAAGAUCUGUUCGCAUGCUUUCUGGCGGGGCAACUGUAGGAAAGCUUCGAUGGGGCUGCAGUGCGAGAUCGGCCUGCGCUGCCGCACGUACUACGUGCUGUGUGGCUCGGUGCUGAGCGUGUGGAACGAGUUGGAGGAGGUGCUCACGCCCGUCAGCGGCACCAACGUCAAGGUGCAGAUCGUACGCCUGCGCACCGAGGACGGCCAGCGGAUAGUCGGACUGAUCAUUCCGGCCAACUGCGUGUCGCCGCUGAUGCACAAGCUGUCCACGUCGGACCAGUUCCAGCAGCUGGCCGUGCAGGAGCAGCACAAGAGGCAGCAGCUGCACCCCCAAAGUCUGAGCCACGCAGCCAAUACAUAGUGGCAAGAUGAGCGCGUUAAAGCGGACUGGUGUACAUACAGAGGAACUGUUUCAGGGUUUUUUUUUUUUUUAUUAUUAUUCUCUUAAUUUGGAAGACUCGCUAUCACCUCUCCUUCCGACGGGGGUGAUGUUUUUCGUCCUCUGACAUUCAGAGUGGAAGAUGCGCGACGGACACCCCGCCACACUGGAAACUGACCGCUACGUUACAAUCCAAGAAUAAACCCUUCAGACUUUAACGUUGAUCCUUGUUUCAUUUCCCUCGAUUCUCCUUCUCUGUCUGAAAAGCAUCCUGGCUGCGAGGAAUGUUUCGUUUGACGCACGCUACUCAGUACUCAAAAAAAGUUAGGGAUAUUGGGCAUUGGGUUGAAAUUCAAAAUGAAACUAAAAUGGACUGUAACCUUUAGAGGUUAACUUAAUUUCACCUUUAAAGUUUUGAAUGCACGUCCAACUAUUCAGUAUAUUCGACAAGUAUGUUUUUUUAACGCGGUAGGCGUGGGAGAUGGUCUCACCCAGCUCGUCUGUGAAAUUCAGAUUUGUAAACCACUGAUCCCUGUUGAUGGCUGUGUUGCAUCGCUUUGGAUUCCGCUGACCGCUGAGUUAUGGAGUAGAUUAUGAGGAAGAGAUGCCAACAUAGAAGUCGCACAGGUUUAUGUACCUCACACUUGAACAAUAUAUGUAUGGUAUGAACAGUAUGUGUUGUGAUAAUAGAAAUUGUUGCGAUGGUGUGGGGGAAAAAUGACACAGCUCGUUGAGUGAGUGGCGAACUAUGGUCUUUGUGAGAACGGCAAGUUGUACUGAAACAUUCUACAGCUGGACAUUCAAAAGUUUAGAGAAUGUCAAAUUAAGUUUUGUGCAUGUUAGGUUCAUACUGAAACUUCACCCGAAAGCCAAAUAUCCCCAACUUUUUUUGUGAGUAGUGUCGUAAGCUCGUCAAACGCCAGCCUGCCUCAACAUUUAAAACUUACUUCCUGUCUUGACAAGUUGGAUGAAGUGUCGUAAAGUCUGCAUGGAAAAAGGUUGAAACUCCUGACCUGUCCCCAUUUUGUUUUUUUGCCGUCUUCUUCUCAGGUCUUAGGACAUUACAGCUCAUUCCGUGGUCAAAGAUGUUCUCCCUCCCUGCCUUCUUUGUCAACCACUUGUGACCUAGAAGGACAACACCACAUCUGCUAGCGGACAAAUAAAUGAAAUGUUCUUGAUUGAGAGAUGCAACUCAAGCAAAUGUUGAUUUUUGUACAUUUUUGUAUUAAAAAAAAAAGGGUGUCUUGGUAUUUAAAUGACCUGUUCAUAACCUCAAAGAUGUCCUUCUAGUUUGGCCUUUAUGGAAAGCCGUUUGAGCAUUUAUUCGAUAUCUCUGAUCGCCAUCUUAGGUCCAUGUACUAGUAAACUGUUUGCUAACUGGUAAGACAUUUCAGUGCACCAGUACAGCUGUUACUAAUAAUUGCCCCCCCACUACCCCCAACACUAUUAGCCUACUUGUACAUGAUUAGACGUUACUAGUUAACUACUAGAUUCAACUAGUAGUUAUGUCACACUAGUAGCACCAAAAUACCCAAGGUAGUUUCACCUCAGUAAUGUAGUUGUCCUACUGGUGCAGUAAUGUCAUUUAGUGGAAAAAACAUUACUAGUAAGUGGUUCUACUACUGUGCCCUUGUUGUUAUACUAGUGCGCUCAAUUGUCUUUGUGGUGAGGACAAAGAGCGUACUAGUACAUGGACCUGAAACAGGAUAAUUAUGGAGAGCUGUAUAAGAACUUAUACGGACAUCCUUUACAUCCACCUUAGGAUCUAUGUACUUCUAUGCUCUUGGUUCUCAGUCGUAGGGUAACUGCAUCUUACUAGUUAGGCAAAACUGCACUAGUUAACAACUGUGCUACUACUACCUUAGCGAGAUUAAAUUCUAGUUAUUAACAUCUAGUGCUUGACCAGUAGUGCGCCGUUGUCACAAUUUUGCCUCACCGGUAACAUAGUUAUGCUAGUAUGCCAAAGUUUUCCUAGUGAGGACGAGUGACCAUGAGCUGGGUAUCAAGUAUAUUGAAUACAUUUGCAACGCCGAGUAGGGUAUUGAAUAAAUGGUCAAAUGACUUUUCAUAGGCCUUGGGUGAUGUUGCGUUCAUGGUCUGUGGGGGGUUUGGAAUGUCAGCGAAAUCAUUUCUUGCUGACAGCACUCAAUAAAGCUUGAUAUACAGUACUUGUACUUCAA